AUGACAUCGCGCGGCGGAGUGUCCGGUGGUCGAUCCGUUUUGAUUGCUGUCGAUGGUUCCGAGAAUGCAAAGUAUGCGUUCAGGUGGUACCUGAAGUGGUCACGCCGGCAGGACGAUGUUGUGACAUUCUUCAACGUACUCGAACCUCCCUCUCUACCCACCUUCAGCAUUUCGAAUCCAAGCUCAAUUCCAACAGAGGAAUGGGGCAACAUUCUUUCCUCCCGUGUUGAGGCAGCUCGAAAGCUGGAGGACGAUUAUACUGCCGAGGCACAAGCUGCUGGGUUGAAGUUCGAGUACAUCAGUCAGCCGGCCGAAAAGGUUGGAGAGGCAAUCAUUAAACAGGCAGAAAAACAGGGAGCUCAUGUCAUAAUUCUCGGCACACGCGGUCUGGGACCAAUUCGGCGGACUUUACUUGGCAGUGUAAGCGAUUAUGUUCUUCAUCAGGGCAUAGUUCCUGUGACAGUUGUACCAACUGAUGGUUAA
Messenger RNA from Spirometra erinaceieuropaei, 483 nucleotides. Lineage: Eukaryota; Metazoa; Platyhelminthes; Cestoda; Diphyllobothriidea; Diphyllobothriidae. The record is from the annotation of a GenBank genome assembly.